This is a messenger RNA of Athalia rosae (coleseed sawfly), 5587 nucleotides long. It is a transcript of the gene Nrx-IV, whose product is annotated as neurexin-4. The record is from RefSeq and is a predicted model, not a curated record. The transcript is spliced from 10 exons. NCBI's taxonomy places the organism in Eukaryota, Metazoa, Arthropoda, Insecta, Hymenoptera, Athaliidae. The coding region runs from base 115 to 3921 and encodes 1268 amino acids.
CGGUGCGUCACUAUUGGUGACUACAUCAUAGUAUAAACGCGCGUUGCGUGCAUCAUUCAUUAAUCAGUAUAGGGUGUAACCCUGCGUAACCGAAAAAGUUUGUGUAGCAAUGUUAUGAUGUGUUCUACAAAGUACUUAGUUAUUUUAUUAACCCUGGUAUACCUGGAGAACACAGCUGCAUGGGACUAUGAAUGCAACGUACCACUACUUGAUAGAGCUCAACUGAAGGCUACAUCAUUCCUGAAUGAACGAGGAGCCAAUAAUGCAAGACUCAAUGGGGACUCGGCAUGGUCACCGGAAACCAGCAGUUACGAUCAACACCUGACUGUGGAAUUGGGUGACAGAUAUGAGAUUCGCAGCAUAGCGACACGUGGGCGUGAUCAUACUAACGAAUAUGUGACAGAAUAUAUCGUCCAAUAUUCUAACGAUGGUCAAGCUUGGACUAGUUAUGAAAGCCAGGAUGGAGUCGACGAGAUGUUCAAAGGAAACGUUAAUGGAGACACUAUUAAACUGAAUAAAUUCGAAGUGCCUAUAAUUGCACAGUGGAUAAGGAUAAAUCCAACAAGAUGGCGCGACAGAAUAUCUCUGAGAAUUGAACUUUACGGAUGUGACUAUGUCUCAGAUGUUCUAUCUUUUAAUGGAUCAUCCCUUGUGCUUUGGGAUCUUCUGCGAGAGCCAAUUGAAACCGAUAGACAUUCUCUUCGUUUCCGUUUCAAAACAAAUAACGCUGAUGGAGUACUUGUCUAUUCCCGUGGAACACAAGGCGAUUUCAUAGCUCUACAAUUACGGGACAAUCGAAUGCUGCUGAACAUUGACUUGGGAUCUGGUGUGAUGACUAGUUUAUCUGUUGGAAGUCUUUUGGAUGACAAUAUGUGGCAUGACGUUGUGAUAUCUAGAAACAGAAGAACAAUUUCAUUCUCUGUUGAUCGAGUAUUGAUCAAAGGAAGAAUCAAGGGAGAAUUUCACAGGCUUGACUUGAACAGAGCCUUUUACAUUGGCGGAGUACCAAAUAAGCAAGAUGGGUUAGUAGUCAAUCAGAAUUUCACGGGUUGUAUAGAAAACUUUUACCUCAACACAACUAGUUUCAUACAUGAGCUCAAAGAAGUCGAAAUCACUGGUGAAAAUCUGAGGUACCACAAAGUGAAUACGAUCUACAGUUGCCCAGAGCCUCCAAUAAUUCCGAUCACAUUUUUAACGCCUCAAUCUUUUGCACGACUGAAAGGGUAUGAAGGAGUUUAUUCCUUGAACGUGUCCCUUUCGUUCAGAAGCUAUGAACAAACAGGGAUGAUUUUAUACCAUCAAUUCACCUCUCCAGGAUAUGUAAAAGUUUAUUUGGAGGAGGGAAAGAUCAAAGUGGAUAUUCAAACACAAGGAUAUCCGAAUGCGAUAUUGGACAAUUUUGAAGAAACAUUCAAUGAUGGAAAAUGGCAUUCAAUCAUUCUAACAAUAAGCAAAAACAGUUUGAUUUUAAAUGUCGAUGGACGUCCAAUGCGGACCAAGCGUCUCCUUGAUAUGACAACCGGACCUCUAUACUUGAUAGGAGGAGGAAUAACUGGAAUGGGAACAUCAAGAGGAUUUGUUGGGUGCAUGAGGAUGAUAAGUAUUGAUGGAAACUACAAGUUACCUACAGAUUGGAAGGAAGAUGAAUACUGCUGUAAAAACGAGGUGGUAUUCGACGCUUGUCAAAUGGUGGACCGAUGUAAUCCUAAUCCCUGCAAGCACACUGGAAUCUGUCGUCAAACUUCUGAUGAGUUUUUCUGUGACUGUACCAAUACUGGUUACGCGGGAGCGGUUUGUCAUACAUCAUUGAACCCGCUCUCAUGUGAAGCUUAUAAGAAUACAAACUCCGUCGAUCAACGUGCUGAAGUCAGAAUUGAUGUUGACGGAAGCGGACCUCUACGCCCAUUCCCAGUAACUUGUGAAUUUUAUUCCGAUGGCCGAAUAAUGACAGUACUCAGACAUAGCAAUGAGCAGCCUACGCCAGUUGAUGGUUUUGACGAGCCUGGUAGUUUCAUUCAAGAUGUUAACUAUGAUGCUGAUUUUGAUCAAAUCGAAGCUCUUUUGAAUCGCUCCACAAGCUGUGCCCAGAGAAUUAAUUAUGCCUGCAAACAAUCCAGGCUGUUCAAUACCCCAGUACCAAUCGGGGAAGAAUUCCGACCCAGUUCGUGGUGGGUGAGCAGAGGAAAUCAACGUAUGGACUACUGGGGUGGUGCGCUACCAGGUUCACGUAAAUGUGAAUGUGGAGUUCUAGGGACCUGUGUGGACCCGACAAAAUGGUGUAACUGCGAUGCUGGUUUCGAGGGUUGGCAGGAAGAUGGUGGGGACAUUACUGAUAAGCAGCAUCUGCCCGUUAAACAAUUACGUUUUGGAGACACGGGAACACCGCUAGACGAAAAAGAAGGAAGAUAUACGUUGGGUCCUCUCAUCUGCGAAGGAGAUGAUCUAUUCAAGAAUGUAGUAACGUUCCGUGUCGUUGAUGCUACGAUCAAUCUUCCGACAUUUGACAUUGGUCACAGCGGAGAUAUCUAUUUUGAAUUCAAAACAACUAUUCACGAUGCAGUAAUCAUCCAUUCCAAAGGACCAACAGAUUACAUCAAAGUAUCUAUAAACGGAGGAAAUCAAAUUCAUUUUCAAUACCAAGCAGGCGGUGGUCCACUAGCAGUCAGCGUUCAAACGUCUUACAGCCUAGCUAAUAAUCGUUGGCACUCUGUUUCUGUUGAAAGAAAUCGCAAAGAAGCAAGAAUUGUCAUCGAUGGAGCUCUCAAAAAUGAAGUUAGGGAACCACCUGGUCCAGUGAGAGCUCUACACCUGACAUCUGAUCUUGUUAUCGGUGCAACAACAGAUUAUAGAGAUGGUUACGUUGGAUGUAUAAGAUCCCUAUUACUGAAUGGUAAACUACAAGAUAUCAGAAGCCAUGCACGAAGAGGAUUAUAUGGAGUGAGCACUGACUGUGUGGGGAGAUGCGAAAGCAACCCUUGUCUCAACAAUGGUACUUGCCUGGAAAGAUUUGACGGAUACACCUGCGACUGCCGUUGGACAGCGUUUAAGGGUCCAAUUUGUGCGGAUGAAAUUGGUGUGAAUUUACGACAAAGCUCCAUGAUAAAAUACGACUUCAUGGGUAGCUGGCGUUCUACUAUUGUAGAGAAAAUUCGCGUUGGAUUUACAACAACAAAUCCAAAGGGUUUUUUGUUGGGUCUAUUUUCUAAUAUUUCUGGUGAAUACAUGACUAUAAUGGUAUCGAACAGCGGUCAUUUGCGUGUAGUUUUUGACUUUGGUUUCGAAAGACAAGAGGUGAUAUUCCCCGACAAGCAUUUUGGCUUAGGUCAAUAUCACGAUGUUAGGAUAAGCAGAAGAAAUUCUGGAGCAACUCUGGUUAUGCAGGUUGAUAAUUACGAACCAAAAUUAUUCAAUUUCGAUAUAAAAGCUUCUGCAGAUGCCCAGUUCAACAACAUCCAAUACAUGUACAUUGGAAAAAAUGAAUCUAUGACGGAAGGAUUUGCAGGCUGUAUAUCAAGAGUUGAAUUUGACGACAUUUACCCACUUAAACUAUUAUUCCAAGAAAGCGGACCAGCUAACGUAAGGUCUCUAGGUAGUCAGCUCACGGAAGAUUUUUGCGGAGUUGAACCGUUCACUCAUCCUCCUAACAUAGUAGAAACUCGUCCACCACCACAAGUGGAUGAAGACAAACUGAGAGCAGCAUAUAACGAAACUGAUACAGCUAUUUUAGGCAGUGUAUUAGCUGUCAUAUUGAUAGCUUUGAUAAUAAUGGGGAUGCUAAUUGGAAGGUACAUGGCUAGACAUAAGGGAGAAUAUUUGACGCAGGAAGAUAAGGGUGCGGAAAUAGCUUUAGAUCCGGACUCCGCAGUGGUUCAUUCUACAACCGGGCACCAGGUACAAAAGAAAAAAGAAUGGUUCAUUUAGAUCGAGACAUUAUCUCACUGAAAUCAUUCAUUGCCUGGGAGAAAAUUGAAGCAGAAUCGUUUUUUACAGAAGUGAAUUAAUCAGAUUUGUUCUGAUUCGUAGAAUUUCUAGUUUUCAUAGCCAAGUAGGUCCUAUCUGCUGAUACGACCGGUGGACUCAGUCCUACACAUUUUAUAUUACCUUCGAAAGGAUUUGAGAAUCAAAAAUCAGCUAUUCAAUUUCAAACUCCACAGUUCUGUACCAUCAAAGUACGACCGACCCAAGUUGUACAUGCUCCUGAGGAAUGGAUUUCUCUCAAACUCAGGAUUUUGAUUCAGCCAAAAUAUCCAAACAGAAUUUAUAAGUUAGAUACCUUUGAUUAUCAAUGAUUUAGAUUAGACUGUUAGUUUUAUAAAUCCAUUUAUUAAUAUAUUCCCAUUUCGUAGUAUGAGCCUAAUUUUUUAAUACUCACAAAUUUUAUCUCACCGUUGAGAUAAAAACUAAAUGAAAAAUGUGAGACUUCGAAUCUCGAUCGAUGUACAAAUAUUUUUAUCACUAACAAGUACUUGAUUUCAUAUUGAUCUUUGCUUCCUUCAUGUGGAUCUGUACUAGUUGUAAUGAUUACCGUCCAACGUGCAUUUAGCGACUUUAAUUUUUUUAUUUAUAAUUUUAUUUGAUAUUUUUGCAAUUAUUUUAUUAUUUUAUUUUGCUAAUCUUAUUGCCUACGCAAAUAAUUAUUACCCUGCAAUUCUGUAUCACCUUUGGUGUUGAAUCCUUACCGAUAAUUUUUGGCUACUCUCUUCUGUAACUAACUCGAUUUUCGUUGUGUAUAUGUAUAUGUUUUACCCUGACAGGAUAUCAAAAUAGCGAAUUUUAAUUCUAGGCUGUGGUUCAAGAUUUGUCAGAUAUCGCUAUAGAAUCAAAAAAUCACUAUUACUUUCAAGAAACGCAACUUGCAGAUGCAUUGACAUUACCAUUUACAUUAUUGAAAACUGAGCCACCACCUUUACUUAUAGUCUAUAUUUGCGAUAUGAUUGCAAAAAUAAAUUUUAAUGUAUACAAUUCCGAUACAUUCCAAACCAAAAAAACACAUCAAACGUCUUUUAUUUUCAUCCAUAUGCCUAACUGUAAAAACUGAGCGCUGCAACAUCAAGUUGUACAGUGCAACUCAACUUUUUCACCGGUAUUCAAGUAGUUUAUCAAUGAUGUUGGUAAUUUAUUAUUUUCCAUUAGAGCCUAGUCCAAGAUUCAGAUAUUCUAGCAUUACAAUAUAAAUGCGCCUAAUAUUUAUCACUCAACUUCCUAGCUGUGCCUUCACAUUAAAUAACAGGGUGCUAGCAUAGGAAUGUUUUUCAAAUACCACAACAUUUAGAAAUUUUGAACACUAUUAAUUAGAUUUCACUUAUUAUUCACAAAUUCUUUAAUUUAAAAGCCAUGAAUCCCUAUGUGCAACAUCGCAGUAAAAAAAAGUAUUGACGAAUCGAAAUAAAAAGUAGCAAGAUGAUUUAUUAAUCAGUAGGACUACCAUAAAAUAAAACAUUGGUUAGAGACUGUGAUUAGUAUAACAUGUUGCAUGUAAAUUAGAGCUUUUAGUGGCAGUGAAUGAACAUGUAAUACCAGUUUUGUAGAAAUCUAAAUCAGUUAAUCGCCUGAUGAAUUUUGUAAGAAUAAAACUUUAUAAUCAAAA